GCAGUGGAAAUCCUAAUAUUCGACUUUUUUGUACAAUUUUAAUAUGUAAAAAUAUUUGAAGUCUAUUCAUUUUGUACUAAUUUUGGAAUCCUUGUUAUCUAUGUAGCAGUUUUACGAUGCAUAUAUAUUUACAUCAUUAUGUGGAUUUCAACAUUAGUAUAAAGUAAUUUGAGUCUUUGCCUGAGACUUGUUCAGGGAAACUUUGACUCUGAGACUGUAAUAGAAUCUACAGAUAAAUCAGAAACCCUAUACCAAUCUUGAACAUUCAAAGAAGUACUUCUUAACAUACUUCGUUUGGUAUAUAUUAUAUAUGAAUUGUAAACAGGGCAUUAUAUACUGUAAUGCGCUGGGUUGAGGGAGCAUGUUUUGAGAGAUGAGACAGUGAACAGACCUAACCAGGUGGGUUAGUCAGUUAUUCAAAUGAGACACAGCAAGGGGAAGCAGUUCCUGUAUUCAGAGAUAAAAGACCCAGGAUUGUGGUCUCUCCUGGGUUUAUCUCAGCCUAAUGGACACCGUAGAAUUUGGAUUUCCUCUGUCAGGAAUUAGACUGAGAAGUGAGGGGUUUUUUUCCCCAUAGGCCCCCAAAUGGAUUUUGUUAACCUUCCCCAGAGCAGUCAUAGCUGCUGGGUGUUUUUAACCAAACUACCCCACCACUUUGUGUGUGUGUGUGUGUGUGAGAGAUCAGCUCCUGGCCUUCCCUAGUGUGCUUUUCCAGGAACUCAACUGUAGGUUUCAGUAAUUCAUUCAACAAACCAAUCUACUAUGUGCCAGGAGCUAGUGGCACAGAUUACAACAUGAUUUCUAACCUCCAGAGACUGACAGUUUAGUAAACGUGGUAUUGUAGUUAACCAUGUGAUUUCUCCUGCUAGAUAGUGUAGCCUCGUGCUAAUAAUACUGUGUGAUUCUCUUUUGUUUGCUGGGGCCGGGAGUUUCAUGGACUCUGCGCCACAAGAGACCUCCCCACUCCCUGGAAGCUGCUCUGACUCCCUGCCCUCUGGGCUACAUGGGGAUAUGCCAGGAGUUAUCUGGAAACCACAAGAUAAAACAUGGCUUAAGUUCCUAGAGUGCACAUUUUACUUGAAUCUUUUUUUGGAAAAAUAAACCACCCGAAGAUUCACCAUCUCUUCCAUGGCUGCCUCACAAACUUCACAGACUGUUGCAUCUCACGUUCCUUUUGCAGAUUUAUGUUCAACUUUAGAACGAAUACAGAAAAGUAAAGGACGUGCAGAAAAAAUCAGACACUUCAAAGAAUUUUUAGAUUCUUGGAGAAACUUUCAUGAUGCCCUUCAUAAGAACCAAAAAGAUGUCACAGAUUCUUUUUAUCCAGCCAUGAGACUUAUUCUUCCUCAGCUGGAAAGAGAGAGAAUGGCCUAUGGCAUCAAAGAAACUAUGCUUGCUAAGCUUUAUAUUGAAUUGCUUAACUUACCUCGAGAAGGAAAAGAUGCCCUCAAACUUCUAAACUACAGAACACCUACCGGAACUCGUGGAGAUGCUGGAGACUUUGCGAUGAUUGCGUACUUUGUGUUGAAACCCAGAUGUUUACAGAAGGGAAGUUUAACCAUACAGCAGGUAAAUGACAUUUUAGACUCCAUUGCCAACAAUAAUGCUGCCCAAAGGAAGGACCUAGUAAAGAAGAGUGUUCUUCAGCUUAUAACUCAGAGUUCAGCACUUGAACAAAAGUGGCUGAUACGGAUGAUUGUAAAGGACUUGAAGCUUGGUUUUAGUCAGCAAACUGUAUUUUCUGUUUUUCAUAAUGAUGCUGCUGAGUUGCAUAAUGUCACCACAGAUCUGGAAAAGGUCUGUAGGCAACUGCAUGAUCCUUCAGUUGGGCUCAGUGACAUUUCUAUCACUUUAUUCUCUGCCUUUAAACCCAUGCUGGCCACUAUAGCAGAUAUCGAGCGAAUUGAGAAGGACAUGAAACACCAGAGUUUCUACAUCGAAACCAAGCUAGACGGUGAGCGUAUGCAAAUGCACAAGGAUGGGGACGUGUAUCGGUACUUCUCCCGCAAUGGAUAUAACUAUGAGGAUCAGUUUGGUUCUUCCCCACAGGAAGGUUCCCUUACACCGUUCAUCCAUAAUACAUUCAAAACAGAUGUUCAAAACUGCAUCCUCGAUGGUGAGAUGAUGGCCUACAACCCUAAUACACAAACUUUUAUGCAAAAGGGGAAUAAGUUUGAUAUUAAAAGAAUGGUAGAAGAUUCUGAUCUGCAAACUUGUUACUGUGUUUUUGAUGUAUUGAUGGUUAAUGAUAAAAAGCUAGGGCAGGAGACACUGAGAAAGAGGUAUGAAAUUCUUAAUAGUGUUUUUACGCCAAUACCAGGUAGAAUAGAAAUAGUGCAAAAAACACAAGCUCAUACUAAGAAAGAAGUAAUUGAUGCUUUGAAUGAAGCAAUAGAUAAAAGAGAAGAGGGGAUCAUGAUAAAACAUCCUCUGUCCAUUUACAAGCCAGAUAAAAGAGGUGAAGGAUGGUUAAAAAUUAAACCAGAGUAUGUAAAUGGGCUGAUGGAUGAACUGGACAUCUUAAUUGUGGGGGGCUACUGGGGGAAAGGUUCCCGGGGUGGAAUGAUGUCUCAUUUUUUGUGUGCGGUGUCAGAGAAACCCCCUUCUGGUGAAAAACCAUCAGUGUUUCAUACUCUCUGUCGUGUUGGCUCAGGUUACACCAUGAAAGAACUGUAUGACCUGGGUUUGAAGUUGGCCAAACACUGGAAGCCUUUUCAUAGGAAAGCUCCACCAAGUUGCAUUUUAUGUGGAACAGAGAAGCCAGAGGUCUACAUCGAACCUUGGAAUUCGGUCAUUGUUCAGGUUAAGGCCACAGAGAUCGUCCCCAGUGAUAUGUAUAAAACUGGCUGCACGUUGCGUUUUCCACGAAUUGAGAAGAUAAGAGAAGACAAAGAAUGGCAUGAAUGUACAUCUCUGGAGGACUUAGAACAACUUCGAGGGAAAGCCUCCGGAAAGCUUGCGUCUAAACACCUUUAUGUGGGUGAUGAUGAUGAACCACAAGAAAAAAAGCGGAAAGCUGCCCCAAAGAUGAAGAAAGUUAUUGGAAUUAUUGAGCACCUAAAAGCACCCAACCUUUCUAACGUAAACAAAGUUUCUAAUAUAUUUGAAGAUGUGGAGUUUUGUGUCAUGAGUGGAACAAACAGCCAUCCAAAGCCUGAUCUGGAGAACAGAAUCGCAGAAUUUGGUGGUUACAUAGUCCAAAAUCCAGGCCCAGACACAUACUGUGUGAUUGCAGGGUCUGAGAACAUUCGAGUGAAAAACAUCAUCUCUUCUGAUAAACACGAUGUUGUCAAGCCGGAGUGGCUGUUAGAGUGUUUAGAGACCAAAAGCUGUGUGCCGUGGCAGCCUCGCUUCAUGAUCCACAUGUGCCCAUCAACAAAACAGCACUUCGCCCGGGAAUACGACUGCUACGGGGAUAGUUACUUUGUCGAUACAGAUUUGAACCAACUGAAGGAAGUGUUCUCGGGAAUUAAAAAUGCUGGUGAACAGACUCCUAGGGAAAUGGGUCCUGUGAUUGCCGAUUUGGAACACCGGUAUUCCUGGGACAACACUCCUCUUAGCAUGUUUCGACACCACACCGUUUAUUUGGACUUGUAUACUGUUAUUAAUGACUUAAAUACUAAAUUCGAGGGGACAAGAUUAGCUAUCACAGCCCUGGAGCUUCAAUUUCAUGGAGCAAAAGUAGUUUCCUGCUUAGCUGAGGGAGUGUCUCAUGUCAUCAUUGGGGAGGAUCAGAGUCGGGUUGCAGACUUUAAAGCUUUUCGAAGAACUCUUAAGAGAAAGUUUAAAAUCCUACAAGAACGUUGGGUAACUGAAUCAAUAGACAAGAGUGAACUACAGGAGGAAAAUCAAUAUUUGGUUUGAAGCUAGCUUUCCUAGUGAGGGAAGCCUCUGAUCUGGCUGACGCAUUAAACUACAUUUUAUUUUAAUCUCUUAAAAUCUAUGCUUAAGCAGUAUUAUUAGAUAUAGAAACACAGUAAUCAUAACUUUUGAUACAGAAAAGACACCCAAUGGCCCAAUGUCAGGAAAAAAUUUUUUAACAGUGUAGUAUUUGAUUAUUUUUAUAACCAAGAUGAAAUAAAAUGUUUAACGUUACAGUCUCCUUAUAGAAAUCUAGAAUUUUGACUCAGAUAUUAAUAAAAUAGAUUUAGAAGCUUUUAGAGUCAUUAAAAACAGUGACCUAAAGAGGAUUUUCUGAAGUCAAAUAAAAAUUUUAAUAAUAGUUUUUGUCUAAUAAAAGCAUUGCAAGAAAAAAUCAGAAUUUUUACAAUUGGACUUGUAAAUAUAUGUCUUUUUAAGUUGAAGGCUAAAAUUCCUCUUUUAAAUGUGAACAAAUUUAUUUUUUAAGGUUAAGUCAAGCUCAUGAAUACAUACCUUGUUAAUGAUGUCAUUAGCUAAAUCAGGGGAAGUUGAAUGAGAUUUAACAGUCUAAAAACUUAAAGUUAGAUCAGUUUGAUUUUUAAAAUCUCUUGCAAUUUUAAAAGUACUUGGCCCGCACUUAAUGUUUUUUCUAAAAUAGAGCAUGUUUUAAAGAAAAUACUUUUAUGUGAAUUUGUACUUCAGUAUAAAUAGUAUUCACAAAGAGUGAUUUUCUUUAGUAUAACCCAUUGAAUGUGUCAGAAUGGCAUGUGUGUUAUAACUUUCUUUACAGAGAAGUACAUUGCUUUGACUUUUUAAAGUGACUUAUUUACCCUUAGGUUAUGUAAAGUUUGUAUAGUAUGUGUAAGUAUUUAUAUAUAUAUUAUGUCUGGAUUUAUGUACCAAAUAUAUAAAUACCAAAAUAUACCAAAUUUUGGAAUGCAGCCUGUACAUUUUGAAAAAUAUGUUUUUAUGACAUCAAUUAAAUACUUGGAAUUUGGUACCUGAGAAACUGUGUGUAGAUUAUUUGUAAGUAGUUAAAAAUUUUAUCGAACCCAUGGAACAAAUGUAUGUUAUUUUGUUA
This is a messenger RNA of Balaenoptera musculus (blue whale), 4942 nucleotides long. RefSeq names its product DNA ligase 4 (gene LIG4). The record is from RefSeq and is a predicted model, not a curated record. The transcript has 2 exons. Bases 1129 to 3864 code for a protein of 911 amino acids. Lineage: Eukaryota; Metazoa; Chordata; Mammalia; Artiodactyla; Balaenopteridae. Gene Ontology annotation, cellular component: DNA ligase IV complex; DNA-dependent protein kinase-DNA ligase 4 complex. Gene Ontology annotation, biological process: nucleotide-excision repair, DNA gap filling; immunoglobulin V(D)J recombination; double-strand break repair via nonhomologous end joining. Gene Ontology annotation, molecular function: DNA binding; DNA ligase (ATP) activity; ATP binding.